AUGUGGUUAGAUCAUCGUUCUCUGUUCCUCGAGGAAAUGUUGCGCCUUGAGGGCAGAGGGGGGCUCCGCGAAGCGCCUUGUUCUAGUUGUGGCAAUGCUUGCCCUCAGUAUCGAUGCCAAGAUUGCUUCGGAGUAGAUCUCUGCUGUUCAUCUUGCAUCACGGUGGCUCAUCAACGUCAUCCGUUGCACAGGUUGCAGAAAUGGAACAGCAACUAUUUCGAACGUGUGACCCUCAAGAGCCUCGGCCUCCGUAUUCAAUUGGGUCACGCGCUCAACGAGAAGUGCCCAAACCCCCGACGAGCUUUCAACGACGACUUCGUUGUCAUCGAUUCCUAUGGCAUCCACGAGGUGUUAGUAGAUUUCUGUGCCUGUGCGAAGGGAGAUUCUCAUAUACAGCAAUUACUCCGUAUGUCGUGGUUUCCUUCAACGACGGCCGACCCCAAAACCGCAGCAACCUUUCGCGUUCUGGAUGAAUUCCACUUGCUGUCUUUCGAGUCGAAGGUGUCCGCUUACGAAUUUUAUAGUGCUCUUAUGUGGGGCACUGAUAACACUGGCUUGACGCGCGUUAAGGACCGAUAUGAAUCUUUUAUGAGAAUGAUCCACGAAUGGCGGCAUCUGCUGAUGCUUAAACGUUUUGGGAGAGGGCAUGACCCGAAAGGGGUGAAAGCCACGGGAGAGGGUGAGUGUGCGGUCUUGUGCCCAGCAUGCCCGCACCCGGGUAAAAAUUUGCCCGAGGACUGGGAGAAUGUUCCCCUUGCAAAACGUUGGAUAUACGCGUUAUUCAUCGCUAUCGAUGCAAACUUUCGUCUCAAACGCAAAGUGGUGUCAACUAAUACCGUGGACCCGGGAUUAAGUCGCGGAUGGGCGUACUUUGUAGAGGAGGAUACAUACAAGCAAUUUCUCGAAGAUAAAAUGGACGUCCCCCAAGAGAAAUCUACGUGCUCCAGCCACAACGCGGUAAAUAUGGCUGAUGCGAAGACUAAUAGGGGGCUAGCUGCUACCGGGCUUGGCACGAUCGACUGUGCCCGUCACAACAUGAAGCGUCCGAAUGCCGUUGGAGAUUUGCAAAAGGGAGAGAAAUACGUCAAUAUGGACUACCUCUUUUUUUCAACGCUCCGUCACAGCUCCUUACAAAAUCUCAACAUUUCGUACGACAUUGCCUGUCAAUGGCACAAGAAGCUCUGGCAACGUAUGAAGGGGUUUCCGCUUUCAAUGCACUUCAAUUUCGUAUCGAGGGCCGUCUCCUUCUUCGUCCCGAAAUUCCAUCUCCCUGCCCACAUUGAGAAAUGUCAAACGACAUUCUCAUUCAAUUUCAAGCGUGGCGUUGGUCGAACCGAUGGCGAAGCUCCGGAGCGCGGGUGGGCUAACAUUAAUCCCGUCGCAUCCAGUACGAAGGAGAUGGGGCCCGGCGCAAGGCGUGAUACAUUGGACGAUUUCUUUGGCGAUUCGAACUGGAAGAAAAUUGUGGGCCUUGGUACUACAAUGCUACAUAAAAUGAAGGAGGCCUUACCUGAGCGCGCGAAUCAGCAAGCUGCACUAAACAACUUGGAAGAAGGAUUAAAGGAUGAGUACGGGGAUAUUCUGAAUCAAUGGAGGUUGCAAGUAGAGGCAUGGGAGGAUGACCAGUCUCAGCCAAACCCUUUUGAGCGAAAUGCAGAUGUCGUUACGCUGGCUUCGGUCCGGCUAGCACUCGCAAAGGAAGAAGAAUCAGAUCUUCAGAGUGGAGCGUCCCUCGCAUUGCACGAGGACUGUUCUCUGAGUGUGUUGAUUAGCUCAGGGCUGGAGCUUGAAGAACAACAGCGACGUUUGAGAGUCGACAAGAGCGGGUGUGGUAUACACGUCACUGAUAAUCAACAAGGGAAGUUGCUUGAGCGGAGUAACACUUUGCAACGACGGAUUGAUGCCUGGUCAAAAAUUCAAGAAUUGUAUAUGCCCAACGUCGUUGCUAUGCGUCUAGUGUUGCCGUGGGUCCGGCUUCUGUCCGGCUUUAGCUGUGGGCGGAGCUGUAAUUAG
Messenger RNA from Suillus clintonianus, 2013 nucleotides. RefSeq lists its product as uncharacterized. The record is from RefSeq and is a predicted model, not a curated record. The transcript has 9 exons. NCBI's taxonomy places the organism in Eukaryota, Fungi, Basidiomycota, Agaricomycetes, Boletales, Suillaceae. Bases 1 to 2013 code for a protein of 670 amino acids.